CAGUGUAAAUAACUCAGAGAGUUUUCUGUUAGCUAGGCUGCAUGAGACAGUGGGAGAGAAAUGAAUGAAACGUUGCUUAUUUAAUGAGCUAGCUUAAGGGGGCGUUAAGUGCAUCCUGGAAGCAAGACCCGAAGGCUAAAUUACAGUGCCACCGAUGCUCUGAAAGGAGAAGGUUUGCAGGAGGGGGUCGACUGGUUGCAAGAUCAAAUCAAAACAAUGAGAACGUGAGGGCAUGAGGAUGGACACGCCAGAAGCAGCAGCAUCCAUGGAAAUCUUUUCUGAAAGAUGGGUUGACCCUGUUUUCAGAAGUACCAUGGGAUGGUAAUGUUUUUAAUGUGGUACUUUGAUGGUUCUUGGCUGGCGUGGUUCACUCAGAAUUGAUACAUUAUUUGAUUAUCUGGUACCAGUAAUAACAGUGCAGUGAGAAACCUACAAAUAGGCAACAUUGUCACAUUCAUUCGGGGCAAAUUCUUACUUUUCCAUACAAGCGAUAUGAGUUUAAACUGAUAAGCUGUCUCAAAAAAGGGCAGUAAAAUGCAAAAAAUAUGGAACAUAACAAUAUUAUCCCUCCCAUUCCUCAAUAUAUUUGUGUAACAGGCUCACAGGGAUCAUGAUACUAUAACUGCACUUAAAUAUGUUAUUGUAGUUGGUGCUGUUUUCAUUUUAGGAAGCAUGAAUACCAGAUCUAGAAAAGACAUAUUGUUAGGUGGUGUGUUAUUUUGUAUGUUUCACAUGACAAAUGAUAUGUUCCAGCUUCCCUGAAGAGAACAGCUGACACCUCAUUAUACCAAUGAUGUCAACUCAAUGUAUUUUGCCCUUUGUGUACUGGCUCACAAUUACCAACAUUAUUGUGUGGUCCUAUGCACAUGUUUCAGCCACUGGCUCAAUGCUCUCAUCUGCAGUUUUAUCACCAUUACUAGAGAGCUGGUGAUAGUCUCUGCGAUAUGUGUGCAAUGGGCUGAUACAUACAAACCAACCUGUAAGGAAGGUCCUUUAGAAAUGGUUUCCACCUCUGAAAUAUGCCAAACGCUCUUUUCUUUUUCUCAUGUGUCUCAGGGCCUCUGUAGAUACAUUAUUAUUUGUGUUUGAAGCAUCACAACAGUUCAGUUAACUAUCGUUUACUUCUUCAGCUGAGGGAAAUUUUGUUUGAUUUGUUGAACAAAUACCAGAAAAUGUUCAUGCAUUCCAGUGCACAUUGCCUUUCUCAAACUUGCAUAUAGGGCCAUCUCAUUGUCACAUUAAAAACAAAAGUUACAGUGUCUUUACUGCAGCUAAUACUUCAUGCAGCUCUGCUCAGCUUUCGAGUAGCUGUGAAAUUAUGUUUUGCGUAUUGAAGAUUAAAUGUCUUCUUGGACCCAGUAGAUUUUUGUUGUACAUAUUGUUACUUGUGGCUAAGUGUUUAUAUGUAUUUAACUUAGCGUAACAAGGUAGAUAGUCAUGAAGUGAAUGUCAAGUUAAUUAGCCAAAAUUUGCUUAAAAAUCCAAACUUCAAAUACUAUUUUUCAACUAGAGUUUUUACCUUUGCCUUAUUUCAUUGCUCAAAGAGAAAUGUACUCGAACAAAAUGCUUCUUACAAUUGACUCAUGGUACUUCAGUGAUUCAAAGGCAGACAUCUGCACAAAAGUUUUUAAUGCAAGCCUUUGAUCCUGUUGUUUAGCCACUGGCUGAAAGCUUACAUUAAAAACCACUUCUGUACAGAUCAGAGUGUAUGGUUGCUUUUUAGGUUCUGUCAAGCUCAAUCACCUCAACAAAGCUUUAUAGCUGGUGGGAGGUGUUUCACUGUUUUUGAAUAGCUUCAAGGCAAAAAGGAAUAACAUACAAAAAUGUGAGAUAAAAUAUUUAAAAUAAUAGUGUUUUAUUUUAUGUACUCUGUGGUAUUUUGUCCUUAAAUGUUUCAUCUGUAAACUUUACUACAAAACUGCUACUACAGAAACUACAGAAACUACAAACACGCCUUGUAACGCUCCAAAAAUGAAAUAUUUUCCCCCAAAAUAACACAAUAUUUUUAUAAUGGUUGUCUUUACAGUCCGGUUCACUUUCAGGACUGUGCUAUACAGCAAACCUCGUCAUUUAAGUUGUGAAUGAUUGAAAAGUCAUGUUCAAAAUUCAACAUAAACCAACCGAAGAGAAGUUUUCUUCACAGAUAAGUUUCAUGUUGAGCAAGGUUUUAAAAAUCUUUCAAAUGAUCAAAUACUUGAUAAUUUUAGCUUAAAGACAAAAAAUGCAAGCUGAAAAUAUUUGUUUUUGUUGCUAUCAGGCGGUUUCAAAUUUUUACAUCCUAAAAGUUGUGUAUGACUGUUCUGUAAUGUUUUUGUUGCAAGGAUACGUUUCCAGUGAAAUCUGGUCUGUUUCACCUCCAGUCCACUCAUAUUUAUCUAUUUUUUAUACUACCACUGGGGGACACCCAAGUCCAAAAUAUUCACAUCCUGCUCAUAGUGGCUUUAAGUACACUACAUUGAUUUUGUAAUAUACUGUAUUUUUACCUGUAAGACAUUUCAGAGUGGUGAUUUACUUUCAUAUACUCCAGACAUCUAUUUCAAAGACCCUCUGAGCACAGGUUCACUUUAGCAUCAGAGACGUUAUAGACUCUUCAAACUAUAUCAACAAACGAGCUGUGUGUAUUUUGUUUAUUAUAUUGUAUGUGGUAAUUUUCAAAGAAUAAAUGCUAUGGAAAAUGAA
Morone saxatilis (striped sea-bass) is the source of this 2679-nucleotide messenger RNA. RefSeq names its product ADP-ribosylation factor-like 6 (gene arl6). Lineage: Eukaryota; Metazoa; Chordata; Actinopteri; Moronidae. Gene Ontology annotation, molecular function: GTPase activity; GTP binding. Gene Ontology annotation, cellular component: axoneme; cytoplasm. The record is from RefSeq and is a predicted model, not a curated record. Gene Ontology annotation, biological process: vesicle-mediated transport; protein localization to cilium; intracellular protein transport.